This is a messenger RNA of Medioppia subpectinata, 2721 nucleotides long. The record is from the annotation of a GenBank genome assembly. NCBI's taxonomy places the organism in Eukaryota, Metazoa, Arthropoda, Arachnida, Sarcoptiformes, Oppiidae.
AUGGAUUCAGCGAAUAAGAUGUCAAUGGAUGGCAAUAAUGUGACCACAGAUUAUCACCAGAUGAACGGCGGAACCAACGGAUCCAAUGGUCAACCGGUGACGAAAGCUACGAACGGCCCGCUCAACAAGAUAUCCAAAGCGGCCAUCACUGGCACCGCCGAUGACGUUAACGAUUGUCUGCCGCCGUCGCCGCCGACGACUGGCAUUAAUCGCAAGAUUCACCGCAAUUAUAGCAACCAAUCGGCCUCUGAUUGCUUCAAAUUGAUCGAAAGCUGUCCGCAACAGUCCAUCGGCGACACCAAUGGCCUCGAGUCGGAUCCGUCGACGCCGGCCGACGAACACAUGGACUCGGAUUGCGACGACGCCAUCGAUAACCGCAAUACGUAUGACAACAGGCCGUCCGCAACACUCCGGAUGAACGGAGACAUCAAUGAUAAUAACGACACGUCAGACGUGGAGCUGAUGAUCGACGAGACCACUGGUCUGACCGAUAUUGAGCUCAACCUCGACCUCAACCCUCCGCAAGAGGUGGUCGACCGCAACGCUGACGUCGAGACGGAUGAGAGGUCUGCGAUGACCGCCGACGGCGACCCCCCUAUGGUUGACAUGUCGCGCGAACAUAAGACAGACAUCGCUGAGACGGACGAUAUGCUGCGGUUGUAUGUCUUUGUUAAGCGUGUGGAUGAGAUUCGCGUAAAGUUUGCCGAAGACGUGAUUGAGUUCCGUUACACAGUCGUCGGCGAUGAGAACACAUGGCAUCUCUGGCGGCGGACUCUUUACGGAACAGUAAUACCGUCUGAAUGUGAUUUCGUUGUAUCGAUUGUGAAGAUUGAAUUCAGGCUCAAGAAGAAGGAAUGUUUGCAGUUUCGUUGGAACCGUUUCGACAAAGAGGAGCCCAACGCGUGGUAUAUGUCAAAGCAUGCGAACGAUGUGAAGCCGUUAUCACCCAAAUCGGACGCAAUCCAGCAGUGGAUCAACACCAGCGCCAAUCACGUGUCCAAAGUGGCCGACGAGACCUCAUCGCACGGCAAAGAGAUCGUUCUGGUGCCUAACGAUAACAAUAACGCGGCCACCGCUCAGACCCCUCCGCGCAAAGUGCGGCCCAAAGCCGUUGGUUACACGGGUUUACAGAAUUUAGGCAACACUUGUUUUAUGAAUUCUGUCGUUCAGUGCCUUUCAAACACCGACCCCUUUCGGGACUACUUUACAUCGGGUAGUUAUGUGCCGGACAUCAAUACGAACAACCCGUUCGGCUCGGGAGGCGUUAUCUGUCGGACGUUCGCCGAUCUGAUGCGACAGCUGUGGUCGGGAACGGAGACAUCGGUGGCGCCCGUGAAGCUGAAGGAACGGAUGGGCGAAAAGUGUUCUACAUUUUCAUCGUACAUGCAACAGGACGCCCAAGAGUUCUGCGCCUUCCUCUUGGAUGUGCUCCACGAAGACCUCAACCGACGCCGCGAACGGCCCGUCAUUAAGGAUGAGAAGGACGGCGACGACGAGUCCGACGAACCCAUAGACGACCAGACGCUGGCCGACCAGUCGUGGCACACGUUUGGCCUUUUGAACGACUCGAUAGUAACGCAACAAUUUUACGGCCAAUACAAGUCCAAACUCGUGUGUCCCAUAUGUGCUAAAGUUUCGGUCACAUUUGAUCCAUUUGUCUAUCUGUCCCUUCCGUUACCGAAACCGAAAGUCGAAUAUGAGGUGUAUUUCUUCAAACGAGACGCGAACGGAAUGUCGACUUCGAGGCCAACGAAGUAUUUGCUUAAAUUGCCGAAAGACUGUGUCGUAAAGAACAUGUUGGACGAGAUCUCAACGCUUACCGGAGUCGACGCCUCAGCUUUACGAUGUCUUCAAUGCCUAAACUCGGGUUCCAUCGAGAAGUUUCUUCAGCCAAACUGGACGCUCAAUAAGCCUGAGGUCAACAAAUAUCUAUUAAUUUUUGAACUAAUGGUAGCGACGGAACCGAACGAAGAGAUAAUGGAGUACGUAGUGAUCCAGCGAUUAGCGGAACCCCCGAAGAGCGACUCCUGUGCUAAUUGUGACAAAAACAGCGGUUGGGAUAAUGUAGAGCUCAAGGCGUGCCUCACUUGCCAUCGGGUGGCCUAUUGUGAUAAAACGUGUCAACAAAACCAUUGGCCGUCGCAUAAGAAGGAUUGCGUGUAUAGGCCUGAGAUAACGGCCACGCCAUUCAUCAUAACGGUUCCCAAAUCGCAGCUCACGUACCGACAGCUGUGGACAAUCAUCUACUCGUACGCCAGGCAUUCGAUGCAAUUGUCGGAGCCGUUGAAUCUGAAUGAGUUCCCGACUCCGCCGCCAUUCAAACUGAAGUUCUAUCAGAAUUGGAACAAAGAGGACACCGAAAACACCAUCGAACCCACCGAUGAUGACGGUUACGACACGCACCUCACGCUAAACCACUAUCACAUUGCCAUGGAUUGGACUAAUUCUCGCAAAUUCGGCGAUAAUUGGGCGAAAGUGGAGCCACUGAUGGGUCUCUGCGCUAUCACUGAUCACAAGCACACCAAUAGUCACACUAAAGAAGUGGUAGAUUUGACCGACUGUCUGCGGCUUCACACACAGCCCGAGAAACUUACUUCAGAUAAUCCAUGGUAUUGUCCGAAGUGUAAAGAGAGCCAACAGGCGACCAAACAGAUCACUUUAUGGCGUUUACCGCAAAUACUGGUGAUUCAGUUGAAACGAUUCAGUUUUCGGAACAUUCUC